Molecule: messenger RNA, 1958 nt
Organism: Carya illinoinensis
Lineage: Eukaryota; Viridiplantae; Streptophyta; Magnoliopsida; Fagales; Juglandaceae
Product: protein transport protein Sec61 subunit alpha-like
Exons: 8
Coding region: 191-1621 (476 amino acids)
Biological process (GO): post-translational protein targeting to membrane, translocation; SRP-dependent cotranslational protein targeting to membrane, translocation
Cellular component (GO): membrane; Sec61 translocon complex
Molecular function (GO): transmembrane protein transporter activity; ribosome binding; signal sequence receptor activity
Source: RefSeq, a predicted model, not a curated record
ACAUACCUUCAAGCCCAGGCCCGAAAGUCUUCCCCGAGGCUCCUUCAGAUCCAUCUGCUCUCCAACCAAUUUCUCAGAGAGAUUUAGAGGCGCCAGCAGGACUUCGAUCUUUCAAAAUCGAUUCGUGCAGAUCUUCGGCAGUUGUCAAUUCAGCCACAAGAUUGGGUUGAACUAGUUUGUACGAAGUAAGAUGGGAGGAGGAUUUAGGGUGCUUCAUUUGGUCCGACCAUUUCUGUCAUUUCUGCCUGAAGUUCAGAGUGCUGAUAGAAAAAUUCCAUUCAGAGAGAAGGUCAUCUAUACUGUGAUCGCUCUGUUCAUUUUCUUGGUUUGCAGUCAGCUCCCUCUCUAUGGCAUACACUCCACAACAGGUGCAGACCCAUUCUAUUGGAUGCGUGUUAUUCUUGCUUCAAACCGUGGGACUGUCAUGGAACUUGGAAUCACCCCAAUUGUGACUUCUGGACUGGUGAUGCAACUCCUUGCGGGGUCAAAGAUCAUUGAGGUGGACAACAAUGUACGUGAAGAUCGUGCCCUCUUAAAUGGUGCACAGAAGUUACUUGGCAUCCUUAUAGCUGUGGGUGAGGCGGUUGCAUAUGUUCUCUCUGGGAUGUAUGGUAGUGUUGGCCAACUUGGAGUAGGAAAUGCCAUUCUUAUUAUCAUACAGCUCUGCUUUGCUGGUAUCAUUGUUAUAUGUUUAGAUGAGCUUCUUCAGAAAGGAUAUGGUCUAGGCUCGGGAAUUUCACUUUUCAUAGCUACCAAUAUCUGUGAAACCAUUAUCUGGAAAGCAUUUAGUCCCACCACUAUUAACAGCGGGCGAGGCGCUGAAUUUGAGGGUGCUGUUAUUGCUCUAUUCCAUCUGCUGAUAACUCGAACGGACAAGGUUCGUGCUCUUCGUGAGGCUUUUUACCGGCAGAAUCUUCCAAAUGUGACAAACCUCCUUGCUACAGUCCUGGUCUUCCUAAUUGUAAUCUACUUCCAAGGUUUCCGUGUGGUUUUGCCUGUGAGGUCCAAGAAUGCCAGAGGACAGCAGGGUUCUUAUCCAAUCAAGCUGUUCUAUACCUCCAAUAUGCCCAUUAUUCUACAUUCUGCACUUGUGUCCAAUCUUUACUUUAUUUCCCAGCUGCUAUACAGGAAGUACAGUGGAAAUUUUCUGGUAAAUCUUUUGGGUAAAUGGAAGGAAUCUGAAUAUUCAAGUGGUCAAUCUAUACCUGUUGGUGGUCUUGCGUAUUAUAUCACUGCACCGUCAAGCUUAGCUGAUAUGGCAGCCAAUCCUUUCCAUGCGCUGUUCUAUCUAGUCUUUAUGUUGUCAGCGUGUGCACUGUUCUCAAAAACUUGGAUUGAAGUUUCAGGAUCAUCUGCUAGAGAUGUUGCCAAGCAACUAAAGGAACAACAAAUGGUGAUGCCUGGGCAUCGUGAGUCAAACUUACAGAAGGAGCUGAACCGCUACAUACCCACCGCAGCAGCAUUUGGAGGCAUGUGUAUUGGUGCAUUGACUGUGUUGGCAGAUUUCAUGGGAGCAAUCGGUUCUGGGACAGGAAUUCUGCUUGCGGUGACAAUCAUUUAUCAGUACUUUGAAACAUUUGAGAAGGAAAGAGCGAGUGAGCUCGGCUUCUUUGGUUUCUAAGCUUACAUCUCAUUGCCAGAAGUUAUGCCUGGUACCUUGGCGGUGCUACUGAGUACUGAGCUCCCCAGCAGUUUUGGUGGACUGAGAGAUGUAAGUAGGUCCUUUUUAACACGAAAGAGUUUGGUUCAAGAUGUUAGGGCCUAGGGGUAGUUUGUUAGUACUGAGAUAAGCAUCACUUCUUGUAUCUGUUAUUUGUUUUGCCCCUUUAAGACAUAUACCUUGCUCCCAUAUUAAUACUCCACCAUUGGACCUAUUACGAGUGCCAUGGAUAUUUAAGAUUACUGGUUUUUAGAUUUUUUUUUAUGUGAUGAAAAUUGCCUAAUUUAGAUUCCUUGCA